This is a messenger RNA of Pelobates fuscus (common spadefoot toad), 4986 nucleotides long. RefSeq names its product activating transcription factor 5 (gene ATF5). Gene Ontology annotation, cellular component: nucleus. The transcript is spliced from 3 exons. The coding region runs from base 452 to 1387 and encodes 311 amino acids. Gene Ontology annotation, biological process: regulation of transcription by RNA polymerase II. Gene Ontology annotation, molecular function: DNA-binding transcription activator activity, RNA polymerase II-specific; RNA polymerase II transcription regulatory region sequence-specific DNA binding. Lineage: Eukaryota; Metazoa; Chordata; Amphibia; Anura; Pelobatidae. The record is from RefSeq and is a predicted model, not a curated record.
GGGGAAAAAAAGAAGGAAAAUUAGCCUGAAGAUUUUAAUUACAAAAUCAAUUAUCCUAAAACCUCGAACCCAACAAAUGAGCACCAUAAAAAUAAUAUGCCGGUAUUUUAACAGUGUGUUACACAACGUCACAUAGCAGGCGUAAAGGCUGCGCAGGGAUACGUUGACGGAACUGUUGCUGAACUAUACCUACUAGCCCCAGAGACUUGUUAAUCAUAUUUUUGAAAGGUCGAGUCAACGUUUUGUAAGAGGUUUCUGUUCUUCUGUUGCGUUAUCAUGGCUUCCUAGUCUUGCACUACCACAAAACAAGUGUGCAUUUGCACUUGUGCUGCACGAUUAAAACUAGCAAAGAUGACGCUCCUAUAUGACUCUGCGCCUUCCGCUGCCAGUUACAGCUGGAAUUUGGCUUUUAGGUUUUUCUCCGGUGCAAACGUAAAUAUUCCUGGUCAAAAUGUCUCUCCUGACAGCUCUAAACGUGGACCUGGAAAUGUCUAUGUUGCCAGUUAGCACUUUGCACUGGCGGGCAGAUUUUCUUAAGAUCCCUGUACAUAAGAAUCACUAUGAUCAUUUAUCAGUGCCCAUGGAAAAUAUUGUGAACACACAUGAGGAUGGACCAGAGUGCCUGGCAGGAGAUGGAUUCACAGACUGGAUGACCGAAAGGGUGGAUUUCUCAUGCUUUCUUCCAGGAUCUAUGGAUUCAUCAAUGCCAGGCCCACCAGCCCCAGAUUUGGAAAUGAUGGCCACUCUUCUAAAGAAGGAGUUAGAACAAAUGGAAGACUACUUCCUGGAGGAGACACAAUCUCCUGGGCUUCCAAUGCCCCCUGAUCAGGUGGCUCCAUGCACCCCUCCAUCUUCUGAAGGGCACUUCCUUUUCCCCACAUCUGAUCAACAGCUUGGUGCGAAGGAAGUAGAAUUCCAGGCCUACAUUUCAGAAACCCAGACAUCUCCUUCUGUUUCACUGGAAACUCUGGAUUCUGGUUGUCUUGAGCUACUAAAUCUGUACACUGAUGUAUCAAGUGAUUUCUCUAGAGAAAACCUGCAGGAUCUAAAUGCGAUAAAUUACACAUCUGACCCGCCAGAACAAUACAAACACCUGAACAGGCCUACACCAUACCCUACCACUGUGACCUCCAAUAACACUGCCUCCAUUAAUCAAAGAGGUGACCGUAAACAAAAGAAAAGAGAUCAGAAUAAGACAGCAGCUCUACGGUACCGUCAGCGAAAGCGGGCAGAGUAUGAUGCACUGGAUGAAGAGUGUCAAGGUCUAGAAAUCAGGAAUAGAGAGCUGAAAGAAAAGUCUGAUUCAAUUGAAAGAGAGAUCCAAUAUGUCAAAGACCUCCUCAUUGAGGUCUACAAGGCCAGGAGUCAAAGACUCCGUAAUAAUUAGCCUUAGGAAGUUUAUAGGAUAAGCAAUUGAUUUAGAAGUUAAUCCCGUGUUCUGUCGUUAAUUAAUGCAGAGAACACUGCCUUUUCUUGGGAAAGGGUAGAAGACUGUAAACAUUAUAGUAGACUGAAAUAUAUGCUUGUUUGAUUUUUUUGAUUGUUUUUUUUUCUUUUCUUCUUUUAUAGGCUUACCCAUAGACCUACACCUUUUUAAACAUGGCACUUGCCCAAUCCCUAGUGACUGUAUCAAUUGAAAGAUCAGUAUCUAGUUUUAGGUCACAUCCAAAUAUCAUGGCGUACUGAUAGCAUACACUGUGGUUGGGUUUGUUCCUAGAACACAAUAAUAUAAUUGUGUGCAUUGCUGCUUUAAUUAUCAAUGUAAUGCAGGAAUUAAUUAUUAACAAACCUUUAUAUACAAUUGACUUUUGAAAACAACAUUAACACCUGACAUGAAAAUACCAAAAUAUAAUCAGGGUUCAAAAUUUCCACUAGACCCUACCAGAAAGCCAAAUUUGUUAUGUAUACUGUACAUAGUGUGUUGACAUUUUAGUGGAGUUCUAUAAUAAUCAAAAGGUAUACUUAACAGCAUAGACAAUUUUGGCACAUGUUUGAGUGUUUGUUAGCUUUUGCUUUGCUCUACCCUGCCAAUGACAACUGCUUGGAAAAAGCAUCUUCUCUUUGCACCACAUGCGCCACAUGUCUAUGGCAUCUCAUUGGGCAUAAUAAUUUAGUUUCCCCAAUGUUAGUUUCCCCAAUCAAUCAGUUCACAUUUAUGAACAUUCCUCAUCUUAUUGAUUGUGUCUUGAAUUUAUAAAAAGCUCCCCUAAUGGGAAAAAAAAAUCUAAAAUAUUUGGUGCACUCUGAAGUAAAUUAUCAGAAUUAUAUGAAAAUAAAAUGCAGUUUUUGACUCGAAAAUCAUAUUAACAUACAUUCUGUUUAAAAUACACUGACCAGAAAUGUUAAAGGGAUUCUAUAGUGCCAGGAAAACAAACCCGUUUUCCUGGCACUAUAAGCUCCUGGAGUACCCCCCUUCAGCCACUUACCUGAAUCCAGUGCUGAUGUCCCUCGGUGUUGAGUCAGGGUCCGCCCAUUCUCCUACCCCACCAACUUGAGCCGGCGGGGGAGACCUAAUUUGCAUGCGCGCAUUAGACCUCCCCAUAGUGGAGCAUCAUUCAAUGCUUUCCUAUGGGGAAAAUCUGACGCUGGAGGUCCAUUAGGACGUCCAGCGUCAGAUAACGGACCAAAAGUCCGUUAUGGGUCUGGAAGCGCCCCCUGUGGCUGUCUGGCUCGCUGGAUCUGCAAUUUUCAGCAAAAGUGCAAAUGGGACACAACAUCCAGACCACCUCAAUGAGCUGAAGUGGUCUAGGUGCCUACAGUGUCCCUUUAACUCCUUAAGGACACAUAACAUGUGUGACAUGUCAUGAUUCCCUUUUAUUCCAGAAGUUUGGUCCUUAAGGGGUUAAGUCUGUGUAUGAUCUUCAUAAUCUACCAUGUUAACAAAUUAGAAAUAUAAAUGUAUAUUUAAAACCCCAAAAAGUCCAGUUUGUUUGUUUUUUUUCUUCUAAAAACCCAUACAGGGUUAUUCGGUAAAGUGGUUGUCUAACGUCAAAAUUGCUGAACUUCCAUUUUGGCUACAUUGGUCUUAAACUUUAAAUUCACUUUGGAUUUCAUACAAUUUUCACUUUAGUAAAUAACCCUGUCAAUUUCUUUGUAGUCUCUGUGAUUUAGUUUACAAAGAUGAAAAGUACACACCAAGUACCUACUACUUAAAAGUAUAUUAAAGCUUUCAGCUGCUUGUUAUGGAUGCUGUUAACUUUUUUUAUAUUUAUAAAAAAAAAUCCUGCAGGUAAAACCUGUCGAAUUUAGCUUCACUUUCAAACAGGAAUCAAUUGUUUAAAGGCAUUUCAAAAUUUCAGGCACUACCAUACAGAGUAGCAACAAGAGAGAGCACUUGCAUUGGAAUUGACCCAAGUGCUCAUGGAGUUAUUGCACAUUUUUAAAUGCUCUUCGUGGGACUAGUAACAGAAAUGUGUAUGGCAGGGCACUGAUAGGUUGAAAAUUGUUAAGCCUUUUCCUUGCCUGCUGUUAACAGUAACAUGGAGAGCCUGCAGAGUAUCAACUGUAAGCUAAUACUUGUUUAGAAAACAAAUCUUUUUGCAUAGUUUUUAAUCAUCUCCACAGUGCAUUAAAACUUGUGGAGCAGCAUGGAGUGUCCCUUAUAGUGAUUAUUACAUUUGUAUGCUUAGUUUGGCAUUUGAUAUAUAAACCAAUGCUGCUUAAUGUAUGAUCUGAACAAAAUUAAAGAAUGGUUCAUUAGUGAAUUACAAAACCUGUUUAGUUUACUUAGAAAGUUGUUCUAAACUGUUUAGUGUAUUCCAUCUAAAUUCUUUACAUGUUACUUUUUUGUGUUUUGCAAGAAUUAAUUGUGGGGGUUUUAGGAAUUUUUCAUUAUUUGCUAAAGUAUAAUGUAGCACAUUUUUUGAGGAUUUAUGAAACUUUAUCUUGGAAGGCAUUUGUGAUCCCCAGCACUACAUACUUUGAUCUAUGUGGGCUUUAUUUCCCAUGGCUAUAACAGGUAGUUUAAUAAGUGUUCUUGCAUAGCAAGACCACUUAAUGUUAUCUCACAUAUAUAUUAUUAUUAUUAUAGACAAAUUUACCACCCUAACUCCUCCCACAGGUUUUACACUACAUAAACAGUAAUAUACCGAAAUGUGCGGAUUGUUCCCGAUUGGUGUGCUAUUACUUUGUGGAGUGUUUCGCCGAAUGAUUCACGGAAUAUCGUCGUUCUUGUGGCGAAAUUGGUCCCAUAGGAAUGAAUGGCAAAAUGUUCAAAACUAGAGUGGGAGCUGACAAAAGCUGAAAAAAACAGGACAUGAUUUCUAAACUGCCACCACUCCCUCAUUUUCAAGCCCACCUACACAAAUUUUAUAUCAAAACGUUCAGCUAUCCCUGCUGCCACUAGCAAUGUCAAUGGUAGUUUUCACAAUAUGACCAUUUGUUUGCAACUCACGCCGUCCAUUGACAUUCAUUGAAACUCCACUCUAGCCAGCUAAGAUUUGAAGGGCAAUAUCUAAACUGCGACUGUGCCUUCAUUUCAAAGACAUACUAUGCAUCAAAAUGUAGGUCUGGGUCUUGAGAUUCUCACAAUAUAAAGCUCUUCGCUGUAUGAAUUAUAGUUUUUAAAAUACGACCGUUUGAAGAUGGCAACCGCCAAAAUACUCUGACCUGUGCCAGGCUGGAGCAGCAAGUGAUGUCAUAGACAGGGCCUUUUGUACACCGGCUAAUGUUUUUAUAAAUGUAUGUUUUAAUGUAACUGUGAAGCACUUUGGGCAACAGCGUUGCAAUUAAAUGUGCUAUAUAAAUAAAUAAUAACAGUUACUCCGCACACUGCAGUUUUAGACUACUGGUGGAGGCAAGAACACUUCACACAAUUUCCCCAGAAAUUGUAGCUUUUCUAGUUAACUAUAUAUAGUUACACAUUUUUAUUUUUUUCUUCUUUUGUGGAAUAGUUGGUUGAAAGGGUUUUUGCAUUGUGCUGCACUUAUACAAGCAAUUUUGUUUCUUUAAUUAUACAUUUAUAAAUAAAUCCUCCUGAAAUUGUGA